AGAAGUGGCGGGUGGCGCGGGCUUUCCUCAACAGAUGGCGGGACGAGCACAGUGGUGACGUCUACAUGUAAACAAAAAUGACAGAGUUGAACCGCGAGCUGCAGGAAUAUUUAUCUAGAGCAGAUGGCAAGAGUGAGUCCAAGGAGCCUCUCUUGCCAACCUCCCUUCCCAAGAUCACCAGCAUCCCGAAGUUGUCGUCGUGGUUCUCCCGGAACGGCGCCGCGGGAGGAGAGAACCUGGUGGACGAGGAGGCUGGAGGGACUUCCCGUACCUCAUCUUCCUCCUGGUUCUCCUCAGCCCAGUCUGACCCAUGCUUCCCCAGUCUGGGACGGAAACAAAGAAUCUUGGGUUUCCUGGCAUGUGUUGUGAUGGGCUUAAUAUGUUUCUCACUUGCUGCAAUGUACUUCCCUGUACUCGUGUUUAAGGCACGGAAGUUCUCUCUUCUCUUCACGCUGGGCAGCCUCUUCUCAGUGCUAAGUUUUUCAUUCCUGUGGGGUCCUGUCAACCAUCUUAAGCACUUAUUUUCUUCUGAGAGGAUAGUAUUCACCACGGUAUACUUCGCCUCCCUCUUUGCCACUCUGUACUUCGCCCUCAGCUUGCAAUCCACCAUAUUCACCUCCAUUACUGCCAUCAUCCAAGUGGCAGCACUGCUUUGCUUUGUUCUCAGUAACAUUCCAGGUGGACAAACUGGACUCAAGUUCUUCUCAAGCAUAUGUUCCUCCAUGGUGAAGACAACAGUGUCCAAAGCUCUGCCAGUUUAGCGUUUAUGUGUGUUGAUACACUUUCAAGUUAGUUUUAUACCUUUUGUGCAAUUGAGUGUAAAUGUAUGAAAAGGUCAGAGUCAGUAUUGUUUUCUUGUAUGCUUUCUCACUCAGAUGAAUGUCACUUCAAGUCUUCUGAAUCUUUAUUAGGAAACAUAUCAUAAAUGUUAUUCUGUACUAAAAUAUUUAUUGUUGAUUCCCUUCAUGUAUUACUAAUGAAUAUAUGAACUGAAUGAAUGGCCAACUCUACAUUUUCAUAUAUAUAUUGUAAGCUACUUGUAUAUUGCAGUCUUUCUUUUUAUUCUUGAAUGGUCAGUGCUUUAACUAGGAUAAGGAUCAGAUCAGACUGAAAUGUUCAAUGGAAUUUUGGGAUCAUUAAGACAGAGAUCAGCACUGAGAUCCAUGAUUAUGCUGAUAAAAGAUACACAGAUUGGAUAUUUUGCUGAAUUACAUCUAUUUUGAGAAUACAUGUACUGUUUAGGAGUGCAUUCAGUCCUGGCAUUAUUAUGGAAAUGUAGGUAUAAUGAUUUUUUUUAUUUGAUUUUUUAUUAUUAUUUUUAGCUCUAGUACUGGGUCGUUCUGCUAAUAUAAGCAUGUGUAUGUUUAUGGGUUUGAUGGACACUGAAAAAGAUUACCAUUGCUAAACUGGGCUAAAAUAUGGGAACAUUCUGGCAUCAGCACUCAUGACACUGGAAUACUAAAUGAGGGUUUGCCCAUUCAGACCAUUUAAAGGCAAAAUUGAAAAGUGUUGCAAAUUGAAAAGUGUGACAAAAUAAACAGUGAUCCAAUUAAAAAGUGAUAUGGCUAUGUGAAACACUAAAUUUACAGAAUAAGUCUCCAAUGCCCACUUCUAAACAGUAUGUGAAUGUGUGCCAACUUCCCGAACUGCAAUAAAUUAACAUACUGUAGAUAUUUCAUAAUUAGAGCUAUGUGUUAUAUAGCAGUCUCUUGACACGUCAAACAUUUAGUAUUACUAAUCAUAUGUAUACCACUCCUUAAGUUGUGUAUUAAUUAUGUCUGUUAUUUUGCAGAGAACAAAUAAGGUAUUGUUUCAUAUCUUGUACAGUCUUGAAGUUAUGAUGCAUUCAGCAUUGCUAACGAAGGACUUAUCUACCCAGGAUUCUAAUCCUGGACAAAGUAGAUUUCACUCAGCUAUCCUUAUAGUGUUGGUAAAUGGGGACUUGGAACAUCCAUGAAUAGUUUUGUUGUCUGAUUAAAUUCUUUUACUCUGUUUUCUUUUUGUGGAUGCCACUCCACAUGUGUAGUAAAGGAGUGCUACUUUAAUUUGGAAAGAAUAUGUUAAUAUGAACAGUGUUGUAACUUUGUGUUGUAGGGCAGAGCACCAAAGCCUCAGAGAUCCAGCGGAGGCAGUUAAGUCACCUUACAAUGUUACAGAGUAGUCGGCACAAAUUGUAGUUGCGCUCAUUUGACAAAAGCACAAUAAUGAAUACUAUGAAAACUUUGACGUAAAUUUUUCUGUGACAACUGACUGGUCCCUUAAUGUAAUUUUUUGUGCACUUACUGUGCUGUAGUAUAACAAUAUGUGUCCCAUUCCUGCUUGCACAUGCACCUCACUGCUUUAUGGUUAUACAGCAUCUAGUUGUGUGAAAAAUCGUUGUACACUAUAAUAGGUGUGUAUGUAUGUAUGUUUUAAUUUGGGUAUGAAAGUCAUGGUAAUUGACCAUUCUGUUAUGUAUAAUCAACAAAUCCAUUAUAUUUAUAUAAAGAUAUACUAUUACAUAUUAAAUAUGUGUACACUGUUUAGUAUACCAGAAAUAUGACUUACAAGGACUGGCAUUGCAUUAGUAACCCAAUCUGCAGUUUAGCUGUCAUGAGUAAUGGAAGAAGUACAAAUGAAAAAUUUUGGAUUAUUUCAAACAUAGGUUCAGUAAACAAUGGUUGGACAGAUAAUAUGUAAGCUUUCAAAUGAGUAAAAAUGUAUUGCUGAUUCAAAGGUGGGAUUGAGACUGGUGAUAAAGCAACUUGGAAAUGUGUGAAAAGAAACUGAGAUUGAAUGUGAUGAGUGAAUAAAGAAGUAUAUGAAGUAAGUGUAUUGCAGGAGAAUGAAUGUAAUUUUCAAUGGUAAGUUGUUUGAGGAGGUAGACUUUCCGGCACCUAGGGUCAUUUACUGUUGUGGAAGUGUUAUGUAUGGAGGUUAAGUUUUGAAUGAGUGAAGCAAGGUUUGGGAAGGAAUUGACAGUAUUCAGUUAUAGGUCAUUUGGAGUGAAUGCAAAGAGUAAACUGUGUGAUGAUGUAGUGGUACCAAUGAUACUUUGGAGCAAGAUAGAAAAGGCUUUUGAAUUUAAUGGGGAUUUAGAUGUGUGAAGAAAUGUAUGUACUGAUACAUAUGGGUAGAGUGAGAAUUGAUGACAAAAAGUAUUUAAAGAUGACUUGAUCAAAUUUUAAAAUGUGUAAGGCUGAGGGGAAGACUUCAAAUGGGACGGAUGGAGUGAAGAGUGAUGCGGUGUGUUGAGGAGAAGAAAGGUUACACAUGAUGAGGCUGAAUGGAAAGUGGUUAGAGGUGCACAAAUGUGACACCCUCUAGAACCACAAGAAGUUCACUUACACCUGCUCCAGUUAUCUGGUCUUAUUAGAUAUAAGAAAGAUGCAGCAGGACUAAACAGUUCUGCUUUCAGGCCCUGAUGUGGAAGGACCUGGGUAUGCUUGUGCCCUUGACCAACAUGUAAGAGUGAACAAUGAAGGUUUCUUCUCUCCAUCAAUACAGGUCCAACAGUUAAGGAUGACCCAAUUUAGUUGUAGGGAAUGUGUGCGUGUGUGUGUGUGUGUGUGUGUACUUUGGUAGUGACAGAUUUAUGGAUUUAUUAUAUCUGUAAAAUGCAUUAUAUUGAGAUGGACUAUUUACAUCUUUACUAUAACUCGCUGUUUAUUAUUUCUAAUAUCAAACAUCCAACAUAUUUGAUAUCAAUGAAGGUGUGAUUUAACCUUUUGCAGAUCUGAUAUAUGCUUCAGUGUUUGUAAAGAUAAAACCUUUAAGAAGCAGUAUAUGGUGAUUCAUUACGAAUAAGGGGGUAGGAAUGUAUCUAUACAUUGUGUAUAUAAUUAGCAUUCACAUGUUAUUUAUUACUUGUUUAUACCAAUCAAUGAGAUAAAGAAAAUUAACAUAA
Molecule: messenger RNA, 3886 nt
Organism: Scylla paramamosain (green mud crab)
Lineage: Eukaryota; Metazoa; Arthropoda; Malacostraca; Decapoda; Portunidae
Exons: 3
Coding region: 78-761 (227 amino acids)
Biological process (GO): vesicle-mediated transport
Cellular component (GO): membrane
Source: RefSeq, a predicted model, not a curated record